Gossypium raimondii (Peruvian cotton) is the source of this 1816-nucleotide messenger RNA. Its product is annotated as metal tolerance protein C1. Gene Ontology annotation, cellular component: membrane. Gene Ontology annotation, biological process: monoatomic cation transport; transmembrane transport. Gene Ontology annotation, molecular function: monoatomic cation transmembrane transporter activity. The transcript has 12 exons. NCBI's taxonomy places the organism in Eukaryota, Viridiplantae, Streptophyta, Magnoliopsida, Malvales, Malvaceae. The record is from RefSeq and is a predicted model, not a curated record. The coding region runs from base 153 to 1643 and encodes 496 amino acids.
UAAUCAAAGAUCUGAUAUGAAGGGUGGUUUAUGGAAUAAAAAACUCACCAAUCAAGCACCGGAUUCCUUCUCUUCUCUAUAAAAACAAAUGAGUUUCUGAAAAUUCAAUUUUCUUUCUCAAUAAUUUUGGAGCAAAAACCGCUGAAACAAGGAUGGGAUUCAGGUUCCAAAAUCUAAAUCCCAUGUUCAGAUCAUACCUCUCUAGACUCUCUUCUUCACCCAGAAAUCUACACCCCAACCCCAUUAUAAUUCAGUCGCUCAAUCCCCAUUUUCAAAUUUACCCUCCUCAGGUCUUCUCUGAUAAUCCCAUUUACAACAUCCCCAGACGGUGGCAUUUGGGUCAUUCUCAUGGUCACCAUGAUCACCACCACAAUUUGACCAAGGAAGGCGAGAAAAUAUUUCGCUUGGGUCUGGGAGCGGAUAUCGGUUUAGCUACUAGUAAAGCUUUAACUGGCUACUUAUCUGGAAGUACCGCCAUCAUUGCCGACGCCGCCCAUUCGAUAUCGGACGUGGUUCUUAGUGGAAUUGCUUUAUGGUCAUUCAAAGCCGCAAAUGCGCCCAAGGACAAAGAACACCCAUAUGGACAUGGUAAGUUUGAAACUCUUGGAGCUCUGGGAAUUUCUUGUAUGCUUUUGGCUACUGCUAGUGGAAUUGCUUGGCAUGCUUUAGAGCUCCUAAUUGGGUUACUGUCCACUGCUCCUGAAGCUGUUAAUGGUCAUUCAUUGGUUCACGGGGAUAGCCAUCAUCAUGGAAUUGAUAUGGAUCACCCUAUUCUAGCUUUGAAUAUGACCAUUAUAGCAAUAUGUAUUAAAGAAGGGCUUUAUUGGAUAACAAAAAGAGCUGGGGAAAGGCAAGGUAGUGGAUUGAUGAUGGCAAAUGCAUGGCAUCACCGUGCAGAUGCGAUUUCAUCGGUAGUUGCACUUAUUGGGGUUGGAGGCUCUAUUCUUGGAGUAAAGUUUUUAGAUCCUCUUGCUGGACUGGUUGUCUCAGGAAUGAUUCUAAAAGCUGGGCUGGAAACUGGAUACCAGAGCGUCCUUGAACUCGUUGAUGCUGCCUUACCUACAGAACAAUUGGAGCCCAUAAAUCAAACAAUUCUACAAGUUAAAGGAGUCAAGGGAUGCCAUCGAAUGAGAGGAAGGAGAGCUGGUUCUAAUCUGUACCUUGAUGCACAUAUUGUGGUUGAUCCCUUUUCUAGUGUUAGUGCUGCACAUGGCAUUGGCGAAAAUGUUCGUCACCAAAUUCAUAAAUCCCACCCCGAAGUAACCGAAGUUUUCAUACACAUUGAUCCUGCCUAUGUAGAGUUCUCCCCUGAUGUAAUGGACCAAAAUGAAGGUUCGAAGACAAUCACGGAACAGAAUAGUAACAUGUCUGUCGGUGAAGGGAAUGUUCAAGCAAUUGUUUCUCAUAUUCUCUCAUCAAAGUUUCCAAAGAAAUUUAAGGUCGAGCGCAUCACCCAACACACCUUGCAAGGGAAGAUGGUACUUGAAGUUGAGGUUACCAUGCCACCAGAGAUUAUGAUCCGCGAAGCCAUGGACACAGCGAAGGAAGCAGAGAAGGAGAUAAUGAAGGCAGCUUCAAACAUUGUUCAUGUCAACCUGCAGCUGAGAUUGGGACGCCCAAUUCCACAAUUCAGAUAUAUUUAACAAAACUUCCAAUAUUCAAGAAACCAGAUUUCUCUGCCCUACCCUUAAACCUAGUUUGCUUUGCCCUACUGUUCCCCACUUUUGCAAAAUGUGAAAGAGAAAAGAAAUUACUGUUGCUAUUGGUAUAUCUUGAUUUGCUUACAAAUAAAAAGGAGAUGAAAACUGAUAUAAAA